Molecule: messenger RNA, 1629 nt
Organism: Fonsecaea nubica
Lineage: Eukaryota; Fungi; Ascomycota; Eurotiomycetes; Chaetothyriales; Herpotrichiellaceae
Exons: 1
Coding region: 1-1629 (542 amino acids)
Biological process (GO): transmembrane transport
Molecular function (GO): transmembrane transporter activity
Source: RefSeq, a predicted model, not a curated record
AUGACCGGCGAACUUCACCAUGACACCGUCCAAGGUGACAACACCAAUCCCGACAUUCUUCCUAUCUCGUCGCCAUCAGAUUACCCUGUCUCCCUGGACCUCGAGAGAACACCAACCAUGAGCAUAAGAGAUCAUCGCGCAGAAGAGAAACCGGAUCUGGUACGCAUACGGUCGGCCAUCUCGGCGCACGACAUACAAGGUGUGCCCAGCCAUGAUAGCACCUUUGUCGAAAUCAAUGCCGCCCAAUAUGAGCGUUUCAGUGAGCGCCGGAAAAUCGUCAUUACUUGCGUCCUCUCGCUGUGUGGCUUUCUGUCUCCGAUCUCGUCCACCACCAUCCUUUCUGCUAUUCCGGAGGUAGCAGCCACCUACAACACUGACGGCACCAUGAUCAAUUUGUCGAAUGCGCUGUAUCUGAUCUUCAUGGGUCUGUCACCUUGUCUUUGGGGUCCAAUGUCCAACAUCUAUGGCCGUCGAUGGGUGUGCAUCAUCACUGCCAUUCUGUUCUUUGCAUUCAGUGUCGGGACUGCGCUCGCACCCAAUCUGGCAUCCUAUUUCGUCUUCCGAAUGCUCACCGCAUAUCAAGGGACGUCGUUUCUCAUUGUGGGAAACUCGUGUCUGGGAGACAUUUACACUCCGACAGCGAGAGCCACCGCACUCGGCUGGUUUCUCUCGGGUACACUGAUCGGCCCUGCCUUUGGGCCUUUUAUCGGAGGCAUAAUCGUCACGUUCCGUUCGUGGCGUGACAUCUUCUGGCUGCAAUCUGCCCUCGGUGGCCUCGCUGCCGUCCUGGUGAUCUUGUUGCUUCCUGAGACGAUUCCGGAAAAGAAGAUUCACGAGCUUCGCGAAUACUCCCAGAAAGAGCGGACACUGCGGAUAAUUCAUUGGGUGUCUCCCUUCCGUAUCGCCGUCCUACUCUUCUCGUACCCCAACCUUAUCAUCGCCGGUCUCUCAUCGAGUGCUCUUGUCUGGAACAUGUACGGCUUGCUCACGCCGAUCCGUUAUGUCCUCAACCCUCGGUUCCACCUGACAUCUCCCAUCCAGUCUGGCCUUUUCUAUAUUGCACCUGGCUGCGGGUAUCUGUUGGGUACCUUCUUUGGUGGUCGUUGGGCCGACCACAUCGUGAAAAAGUGGAUUCGGAAGAAAAAUAGGCGCGUGGCCGAGGAUCGUUUGAGAUCAUGUUAUGUGUUCGUUGGCGGUGUCGUGCCCGCUUGCAUGCUCAUCUAUGGAUGGUCGGUGGAAAAGGCGGUAGGCGGCAUCCCUCUACCCGUAGCGGCAAUGUUCCUUCAGGGGGUUGCUCAGCUCUUCUGCUUCCCGAGCCUCAACACCUAUUGUCUGGACGUCAUGCAAUACAAGGGCCAAUCCGCAGAAGUGGUGGCGGGAAACUACAUGAUCCGGUACGCAUUCGCUGCUGCGGCGUCCGCCGUGUGUCUGCCAGCGAUCGAGGCGAUCGGGGUUGGCUGGUUCAGCACAAUCUCUGCCGUGUUCCUAGUGAUCAGCGCUGUCUGUUUGUGGGCCACAACGAUAUGGGGGGAGGGCUGGAGACAGGCCGUUGACAACAAGAAGAAAAUGAAGAGGAGACAAAGACGAGAAGAGAAGGCCAAGGAUGAAGGCGGCAAAGAGGGUGUGUGA